AAUUAAUGAUAAAGUGGAGAUGAAAUAUAUUUGGAAUAUUCAUUUUACAAGAAAGAAAUGAAGCAAACUAUUGGAGUGAAUGUUGUUUCAUUUUUUUUUCAUUUUGAAGAAAGUGAACUUUUGAAGAUAAAAAUGAAGCCAACCGUUGGAGAUGCUUUUAGAAGGCCCCAAAGCGAAAAUGAAUCAUUGAUAACGCCCAUUAGCAUGCUGUUUUUUUAAUAGAAAAUAAUGUCAAUCAUUUAAGAUGAUUUAAAAUCUACAUUAUAAUAGGGCAGUUGCAUCACUCCUGAUGCGACACGUCAGCGAUAUGUGGGUCCUACUUUUAAAAAGUAUGAAAAAAGUGUCAAGUCUGUGACUCGAACCCGGAUUAUUAAGAUCUAAAUAACAACAUUUAUAACACUGAGCUCAAAGAUUCUUUAUACAUUGAUGGCUGAAACAAAUAUAUAUUUAUGAAGGUCGGAAACUUUUGUUUCUUCGGUUUUCUCUGUGGGAUCCAAACUUAUUUAUUUUAUCUAAUGAUUUAAUAAAUACUUUAUAACUCACUUUUUGAAAUGGGAUUCGUAAAAAAAAAGCUCAAUAAACCUCUUUGGUCUGUAAGCGUUCUCUUCAAUGGAAGUUUAGGGCUUUCAAUUUUUAAUCAUCGGUUCAUGACUCAUCUAAGAAACACAGAUUGACUCUUUGAGUUUCAUGAAUCAGUUUUUCUUCUUUAGUCUCUACAUCUCCCCAUCUUUAAUAAAUUCAUCAUCAGUUCUUUUAUUUUGCCUAAAUAAUGAUUGUAUGGUUUUAAUUUUCUUUGGUCAUCCUUAGCUUGCACCCUUUGAUCUAACCAAGAAGAAGAAGAAGACAUUUGUCGUUCAGGAUGCCAUCGAGGACUCAGCUGAGUCACACGGGAGACAUACUAUCUGUUGCCUGAUUGUUCAAGAAGAGUUUAUGUGAUGUGAAACAUAUUUGUUUCUUUUCAUCAGUUGCUUUGUUUAAUCUUUUUUUCCUGCAAAUAAUGAUGGCUUUUACAGUUUAUUUGCGGGAGCCAAGAAGUUAAAAAAAGAAGAAGCCAGUGAGUGUUUGACAUUUUCUGUCUUCCUGAGUUUUUUUUUCCAUUCAUUAAACUUGGAUUUUGAAGAUUAUGUGCCUCACAUUCUUUUUAUUUUGAUGGUUGUUAGGUUGAAUGAAGAUCAUUGAAUAAAGAAAAUGUCGAUGCUCCUGAAGAUUUGGAGGGUACUUUAUAUUUCUUUCUCUGAUAAUUCUAGCGACAUAAAUUUGAACCUUACAGAGAGUAUAUUGCAGAGUAUCCUAAUGAUGAGGAAGAGGUGGAUGGAAUUGAUCUGCACCAGCAAUGUUACCCGUGGGAGGGAAGUGACAUGGAUUACUUAUACGACGAGGUAAGCAUAUCAUUAGAUGGUUUGCGGUCCAUCUUUGAGAGCCGUCGAUUGUAAGUGUCUAUCGUUUUGAAGUUGUACGACACUAAGAUGUAAAGAAUUACUAAUCACGAUUACCUUACUAGCAAAGUUCUUUUGCACAGCUAUUGUCAAUGGAAUUAACACUGGAAAUUGAUGGUGCUAUAUUUCAUGUUCCAAAUGCUAACGCAAGCUCCAAUGUUGAUUCUCAGCUUUAACAUGCCAAAAUCACAAUGCAGUGGGUGUUGUAAGGUAAUUCAGUAGGCACAAAUGUUCAGUUGAAAAAAAAUUCUAAACUGUAUUUAUGCAUCAAACUUAUCAUCCGUAACAUAAUAAUAUGUUUUUUCUGUGCUAGGAAACGUUUGUAAAUAAAUGUCUCGGAUGUAUAUGACUGCUUAGUUUGUUGCUUUUGACAGUGAAAUCACUAAGCUUGCAAUGUGUCAGGACAGCAAAAGCAUCUUAGCUGAUGGUUAAGCUUUACAAUUUCGUUGGUUUCUUUUUCCUAUUAUGUUGGAUGGAUUAUUUUAGCUAACAAAUAUCGCAACAGAGCUGGCAAUAACUCUAAUAGAUUUAUAUAUACAUUUAGAAUUGGAAGUUUGGUGAGAACAGGAACAAGUACUUCUGUCACGCUAUUGAACAGUUAUACGCCAUUUCAAGAGAAUUGAUUUCUUAUAUUUUCCAUAAUCAGUAAGAUUUUAACUGUUUUGUCUACUUUGCAUUCAUACCUCAUUCUCCAUCUAACUUCUCGGUGCUACUAUAUAAUGAUCAAGUCAUUUUCUGCACAAAUAGGCAAGUGGGGAUGUUACGUUGGGUGCUUGGUUUAUUGGGCUUGGCUAUACAAAGUCUGUUGUGACUCUAAAACUUUUACCUCACUUAAUAUUGAUUCUGGUUCUUGAGAGAAUUGCAGAUUGUGAAAGAAAGGCACAAGCAGAGAACAUAUGUGUAGCUGCGUUCGACUCGACAUGUACCGGUAUAUGCAGAUCUGCUGAUCCCAUUGUGGAGGUUAACAUGCAAUGUGUUGACAUGGAAAUCAUUAUUUGGAAGCUAUAUUUCGAGGCAUUUUCUCAACAUAUAAAUAGACCAUAACCAGAGUUUGAUAUUUAUAAUACUCAGUGAUCAUGGAGUCUGCAGAAAACAGUCUUUUUGCAUAUUCUAUAUGGAACCAAAAGAUAUGUCAUUUGUUUGAAGAUUGUAUUAUGAUAGCUACUAACAUAGGAGAUGACUAGAGAAAGAGAAAUGAGUAUGAAACUCUUAUAUGGGUAGCUUUUAUAAACACAUUUGGGUUUAUUAACAGUUGUGACAAGCAAUUAUGUUUAUAGUAAAGGAAACCCGCCGCAGCGUCAAUAACAAAUGCGCAUGUUUUUUGGUUGUUUGGGAUUGAAAUAGCUUAUGAGUUUUCUAAAUCAAUAUAAUUGAUUUGACUAAAGCUAUCUUGGAUGACAAAAAGAAGGAUUGCAAGUUUAAUAACUUAUACUUUAGACUUUAAUUUCAACUAAAUUAUAAUCAGUCUUUUAUCCAUAUCAUCUUAGUUAUAGUCGUAAGGAUUUAUUAGAAUAAAUAAACAGUUUCAACAAUAUUUAAUAUGUGAUUUAAUAAACAAAAGAACAUGUAGGAUUUUUAGGAUCUAAAGAGAUUGAAGACAAUAGUUAAUGAAUAUGAAAAGAAUACGAAGCAGGUGAUGAAAAUGAUUCGAGCAAAUUAGUGGCAACAGAGAGGUAAGCGAGAUAAAAAUAUCAAUCAAUAAAGAAUGAAAGAAGAAUGAGCAGGGUUAAGUUAUUGCACAAGCCAAAACUAAGGCAAAUCAAACGACAGAACGUGAAAACAAAUGUAAACAAGACAAGAAGAGAUGGUGAAGAUAAAAUAUAUUGAAAAAAUGAAUGCUAGAUUAGUAAGCAAGAGAUAAAAAUAGAUUAAAAUGCAAAAGCUCUGCGCCAAUACGCGGUAACGAUCCCUAGUAUAAAAAAUAACCAACUCUUAGAAUCACAUCAAGCCCCUCAUUAUUUUUUUUUUAAUAAACUUUAAAUUCAAACUUUCCUAAAUGUAUUUAUUAAAAUUUGGAGUGCCAAUGAGACUUACAUGUGAUGCCAGCCAGCGUGACGUCCAAUUAACAACAUCUACCGUUUUAAAGAAAAAAUAUGUAUCUACGAGAAAUAAACGUUAGAAAAUGUCAAUAAAAAUUAAACAGAUCAAAACACACGGCAUAUUUUCUAAAAUUAUUUCGUAACUUAAAAAUAAGUAUAUUAAUUGGCCAACUUUUGUAAGUUAUUUGGAAGAUAUUAAAGUCCUGAAAGAAAAUUUUCUCCAAUCAGAUACUGUCCAUGUACCAAGAACGCAAAAUUCAAAGGGGGAUAGCCUAGCACCCAAUGUCAAGAAACAACCGUUUUUCGUCGUUCACAUGGAUCAAUAUCUUCUGGUUUGGUUUACAGAAUCUAUAUGAGUCUGUAUAAAUUGAUGACAAAAAAAAAAGUUGGCUAUCUUCAGAACAUGUAACUUGAAAACAAGUCUAUUAGUUGGCUAUCCUCAGAAGAUGUACCUUAAAAACAAGUCUAUUAGUUGGCUAUCUUCUAAAGAUAAACUUCUUAUUGAAAUUAUAAAAUGUGCUUGGUAAAAAAUAAUUAUAAAUGUGCAAAGUGACAAGUCAUUUUCCAUAUCAACAAAAGGUCAACAGAGAUUGAAAACAGAUGGAGAGUAAAACUCAAGAAGAAGCUUCGAUCAUCAAAGUUUCGUCCCUUCAUUGCAUAGAUCUCGCAAACUCUGAUCUUCGUCAAUUAGCUGUUUCACUUAAACAGGCAUGUCUAGACUGUGGGUUUUUCUAUGUUAUAAAUCACGGUAUAAGCGAGGAGUUGAAGGACGAGGUUUUCAAGCAGAGCAAAAAAAUAUUUGCUCUUCCUUUAGAAGAGAAGAUGAAACUAUUAAGAAACGAAAAGUAUCGAGGCUAUGCACCGCUCCAUGAUCAACUCUUAGAUCCUGACAAUCAAGUUCGGGGGGAUUACAAAGAGGGCUUUUCCAUUGGAGUCUUAUGUCCCAAAGAUGAUUCUCGCGAUAACCCGUUCUAUAGCCCCAACAUUUGGCCUGAUCCCGAUGUUUUGCCUGGCUGGCGGGCGACCAUGGAGACAUUUUAUCAAGAAGCAUUGAGAGUUUGUAAGGCAAUUGCGAGUAUAAUGGAGUUGGCGCUUGAUUUGGAUGUGAAUUACUUUGAUAAACCAAAUAUUCUUGGAAAUCAUAAUGCAGUAAUGCGGUUGCUUCAUUAUGAAGGAAACUCUGACCCCUCGAAAGGAAUAUAUGCAUCUGGAGCACAUUCUGAUUACGGAAUGAUGACCAACUUAGCGACCGAUAGUGUAAUGGGACUCCAGAUAUGCAAAGAUAAGGAUGUGAAGCCUAUGAAGUGGGAAUAUGUACCGUCGAUUAAAGGAGCCUACAUUGUUAAUAUCGGUGAUUUGCUGGAGCGUUGGAGCAACUGCUUACUCAAAUCCACAUUGCAUCGGGUUAUUGGGAAUGGUCACGAACGAUAUUCCAUACCAUUUUUCUUGGAACCAAGUCACGAAUGUAUAGUGGAGUGUCUUCCUACCUGCCAGUCCGAAAACAACCUUCCCAAAUAUCCCGCGAUCAAAUGUUCAACGUACCUCACGCAACGUUACAAGGAAGCACAUGCGGAUUUGAGCAUUUACGAAAAGUAGAUCCAAGUGAUUUAAUAGUCCACGCUUGUCCACGACAAAUACUUUAAUACAUAUGUUUAUUGUUUCUCUUUUUUAUCAAAAUUUUUAACAUUAAAACCCCUCAACUAAGUUUGUUUUGGGUAAAAAUCCUCAAACUAAGUAUUCAAUAAAAAACCCUCAAACUAACGUUAUUUAAUGAAUUAAACUCUAUCAGGUCAUAAUUACCAUUACUACCGGUAAAUCUUUAAUUUAGGGGUUUCUACAUUAAGUAAACAAGUUAAGGGGUUUUACCUUUAAAAUUUUUUAAAAAAAAAUCAAAAUUUUAUAAUAUUAUUUAAAAAUUAGUAACUUUUUUUUGACAACAUAAGCGAUAACUAAGUAACUGAACCGCGCGAUUCAGAAAGCCAAACCGAAAGUAUUGAAUCGACAUAUAACAUAGCUGAAGGAGAACUCCUCGCACCACUUGCAAGCUUGUCCGCCAUAGUAUUUUGUGCUCUUGGAAUAUGUCUGAUCCGGUAGUUAGGGAAGAAAGUCUUACUGCGUCUAAAUUCUUUAUAUAAUUUUUGUUAUAUUUUUUCAGUUUUUACAUUUUUAAUUUAUACAUAUAUAAUGUUGAUGUUAAAAACACAUCAAACUCAUAUAUUUACAAAAAAAAAAUUAAAAAUGUUAAUUUUGAAAAUUUAAGUUACUAAUUUUUAGAUAAUAUUAUAAAAUUUUGAAUUUUUUUGAUUUUUAAUGGUAGAACCCCUCAACUAUGUUUACUUAAUGUAGAAACCCCUAAACUAAAGAUUUACCGGUAGUAUUGGUAAUUAUGACCUGUUAGGGUUUACUUCGUUAAAUAAAGUUAGUUUGGAGACUUUUACGUUAAAUACUUAGUUUGGGGUUUACCCAAAACAAACUUAGUUGAGAGGUUUUAACGUUAAAAAUCUUUUUUAUCACAAAGGAAUUGAUCUUUGUCCUGUUUCCUAAUAUACACCACCGUGAAACAUAGAAUCCAGAAUAAAGUGUACCUAUCACUGAUGUAUAUAAUACUAGGGUUGGCCUGCCCGUAAGACACGGGAAGUUAUAAGAAAAAUUAUUUUAUAGAAUUUUAUGAAGCAUUUAAAAUCAUUAUAAAAAUGAUAUUAUAGAGAAACAAACAACGAAAAUAAUUCUGAGAUCACAUUGUUAUUUUUAAUAAAUAUUUUUGGUUUGAAUUAAAAUGACAGUAACUUUUAUUAUUCUCUAUUUUUAGAGAAUACAGAAUUAGCAAAAAAUAAUUCAGAAAAUGUAAUAAUAUAUAUACUAUUAUUAUUUAUAUUUUGUAUUCUCUAAAAAUAUAUUUAUUAAUAUAUGACGAUCACAAAAGUUGGAAUCCAAGGACUGGAUGCUUUUCAUGGUAAGAGAUUCAACAUCUAUCUGAACUAUGUUGAGAAUGUUAAGCUUCUUUAAGCAUUUUAGGUGAGACAAGUGUAGUAUUUGUUUUGUGUGUUUCUUUUUUUUUAAAGAAUCCUGGGUUACAUUCUUCGAGUGUUUAUCACAAGUCAAAACUUCGUACGAAAUAAUUGAGAAAGACACAAAAAAGCUAUAGAUGAUGAUAAGUCAAUUAUUCAAAAGGUUGAACCAAACUGAGAUGUUUAUUCUUGUUAUCUAGUUCUUUCAAGUCAAAUAAGAAUGGUAACUAGUGCAUAAUACCUAGUAAGUUUAAGCAACGUAGAGUUUAUUAGUAUGAAUCCCGGUUUAGUAACUGGUUUGUAUUGGUUAAGGUUCCUUUAGCUUAACCGUACAUAUAUAUACUGAACAUACAUGUACAUUUCUAAUUAUGAUGAAUAACAAACUUCUAUUUUCAUCUUCUUCCUCGAUUCAUCAUCUGAGCUCAAUCUUGUUUCUCUAUCUUCAUCU
Molecule: messenger RNA, 6931 nt
Organism: Brassica napus (rape)
Lineage: Eukaryota; Viridiplantae; Streptophyta; Magnoliopsida; Brassicales; Brassicaceae
Product: 2-oxoglutarate-Fe(II) type oxidoreductase hxnY-like
Exons: 11
Coding region: 4076-5071 (331 amino acids)
Source: RefSeq, a predicted model, not a curated record